CUUAGGGGAACGCGAAAGAGGAAUCCCGCUGCAGUGCACGCCUCAUGCAUAACUCGUUACGAAGGUGGCAAUACGUUGCGUCGCUGUAUUGAUUCAAUGCUAAGCGCACUACAGUCGACAGUCAUCGCGAGGUGCAUUCUGCCGAAUUUUUUCUCCCUCACCGUUGCGGACAAGCGUACGGCGUCCUUGCUCCGGUGCACAUCUCACAAUCACAGAAAUCUCCUCUCUUCAAACGCAGGGCGAAAUGCAACCUGGACGGCUCGUGUAGAGCGGCAGCCUCUUCGAUCGCAAAGGGGCGCUUUGGUCGCCCGUCCCAGGAUUCACAUGCCUCGCUGGUUCAGAACGUGCACCCUUUUGACGGUCGGCGGUGCCAUCGGCGCCCUUAUGGCCUACGGAGUCUACGUGUUAGUGACGCACCGCCAGGAGCAAGUCAAAAAGCCGCACAUCAUCUUCAUACUCGCCGAUGACCUGGGUUGGGCCGACGUCAGCUUCCAUGGAUGUCCCCAGAUCCCGACACCCAACCUGGACACACUGGCCGCUGAUGGAGUGGUGCUCAACAACUACUACGUGCACCCGACUUGCACAGCGUCGAGGGGUGCACUCAUGACCGGCCUCUACUCGACGCGAUACGGCCUGCAGCACAUACCAAUUCAACCGGGUGAACCGUACGGUCUUGACCUCAAGUACACCCUACUUCCUGGACAUCUGAAAAGACUCGGCUACGAGACUCACCUCAUUGGAAAGUGGCACCUGGGCAGUUACCGCUACGAGUACACGCCUACCCGGAGGGGCUUCGACUCUUUCUACGGAUUUUACUACGGACACGAAGACUACCACACCCACAUGCUCCAUCACUCCCAGGAUGGAAAAGAAAUUUCGGGUCUCGACCUCUGGAACGGCACGGAGCCCGCAGAGGACGCCAUGGGAGUGUACGGCACCGAGCUGUUCGCCGAGAAAGCGGUGCGCCUCAUCCAGAACAUGGACAAGUCAAAGCCUCAGUUCCUGUAUCUGAGCCAACAAGCGGUUCAUUCCGGAAAUGAUGAUGACCCACUUCAGUCGCAGAAAAAGAACGUGGACAAGUUUCCUUAUAUCGGUGAAAAGAACCGGACUAUCUACGCCGGAAUGGUUGACUCACUCGACGAGGCCGUCGGAAGCGUGAUGCGAGCGCUGGGCGAAGCCGGAAUGCUGCAGGACAGCGUGAUCGUCUUCAGUUCGGACAACGGCGGCGUGCCCUGGGGUUACAUGGCCUCCCGUGGCAUAAACUGGCCGCUACGCGGGGCAAAGUCCUCACCCUGGGAGGGCGGAUCCAGAGCGGCCGCUUUCCUGUGGUCGCCGCUGCUGGACAAGAGCCGCCGGGUCUCUCAGCAACUCAUGCACAUCACCGACUGGUUGCCCACGUUCUACGCGCUCGCCGGAGGCUUGGUGAGCGACCUGGGACCCCUGGACGGCAAAGACAUGUGGGCAGCGGUCUCCCGAGACGAGCCCUCACCGCGUUCCGACAUCGUCUACAACAUCGACCCUUUGUGGAACUAUGCAGCGAUACGGAGAGACAGCUUCAAGAUUGUCGUAGGCUCACAUGUCGGUGGCAGGUUGGAUCAGCAUUUUCCCAUCCCAGGGGGACAAGGGACGUCGCAGAAACUGGACGCGCUGAUGGAGAGGAGCCUCGCCGCGGAGACACUGCGAGCCCUGUACCACAAGCGGGAGUUGGGUUUUGCGCCGGACUGGAGGGCCAACACCACGCUGAGUUGCCCGGACGGACCGUGUGGCGACGAGUCGCGUUUCCAGUCAUCUGACAACGUGUUUCUCUUCGACUUGGACAAGGACCCCUGCGAAUGCAAUAAUCUGGCCUCCACACACAAGCAGGUACUCGAGUCAAUGAACAGGGCCUUGGAAGAGUACAGAGCGCAGACUGUUCCCCCUCUCAAACCUGCUGUGGACCCGACCUCGUUUCCCGAAAACCACAACGGGACGUGGGCCCCCUGGGUCGACUGAAUGGACCCGAACUGCCUUGCAAAACUCGCCCACUCGUGCACAUUUUCACAUUUAUAGCCUUUUCAUUGCACCCGGUCGCAGAUAUCUUCCA
Molecule: messenger RNA, 2083 nt
Organism: Dermacentor andersoni
Lineage: Eukaryota; Metazoa; Arthropoda; Arachnida; Ixodida; Ixodidae
Product: arylsulfatase B-like
Molecular function (GO): sulfuric ester hydrolase activity
Source: RefSeq, a predicted model, not a curated record